Molecule: messenger RNA, 805 nt
Organism: Bactrocera latifrons
Lineage: Eukaryota; Metazoa; Arthropoda; Insecta; Diptera; Tephritidae
Product: protein TsetseEP-like
Exons: 3
Coding region: 34-642 (202 amino acids)
Source: RefSeq, a predicted model, not a curated record
UACAAGUAAGCGGAAAGUAAAGAAGGCAACAACAUGCAAACUGCAACUUUGGCAAUUUUCACUUUGGCAUUCAUUGGCACCACAGUGGCUGGACCAUCCACCUCAGUGCCCAGAGCUAAGGCUGAUAAUGCUAUACUCAACCUGCUUGCCGAAUCGAAUUUGCUAGGUUACUCAGCUGAUCCUGCAAUCACUACCAAUUGCUUCAACCAUUUUAUGCCAAUCUUAAAUCAAAUUUCCACCAACUUUUCGUUGCAAUAUGAGCAAUGCGUUACCGUGGCCACACAAGCAACAGCAAAUCUCACUACCACAGCUGCGCAGGGUCGUGCAACUUUCGUGAAUGAGACUACYGCUAUUUGCAGUGCGCUCACUUCUUGCCAUAGUGACACCGACAACUUGGACUUCUUCAACUGUUACGCCGCAGCUGCUUCUGCUGAUGUCAAUGAGAUCGAUAAUCUGUCUACUGACGCUUCGAAUGCCGCCAUUUCUCUCAAAGGUGGAUUGCAGCAAAUCAAGGAUACUGAGAAAAUCUGCACUAACAGCGCCCAACUCACCUAUGCCGAGCAGACCUCUGAGACUUAUAAGGAACUGAAUGCUUGUUUUGUUAAUGGCUUGCCAGCCGCUAGUACCGUUGCUGCUAAUUAAGCGAGUGCAUAGGUUUUUCUAKCAGAAUUAUUUAAAAUGUGGUACUUCAUAUGUGGCAUAAAGAUGMAAAAUGUAAAUAUUCUAAAUUUAUUGUUAAUAUUAUUUAUUGCACACGCAUAAUAUAAUAAAAUCCAAAUAUUUAUUGGCAAUAAUAUAUUAUUAG